ACAAUUACACUAAUAGCGACAGGAACGUUAUUUAUAGUUUAUAUACAGCAUGCCUGCGGAAUGUUUCGGAUUGUUAGUUAUCGUAUCGAGCAAGCAAUGGCAGUCAAUACUUUGCGAAAAAAGAAACUUCAAAACAAGAAUUCGAUUUACAAGAAAUUAAUUCAUGCUGUAUAUAUGCAUCGUGAAGCUAUGAGAUUUGCAGACUCAUCGGUGUCCAAAUUUAAAGUAAUGUUCGUCAUGUUAAUAAUAGCCGGAAUAAUGAGCGCAAGUCUCAGUGCAUUUAGAAUUUUUCAGGCGCUGACAAUGGACAGCGAUUUUGAAAAACUUUUCAUACCCUUUAUAAUAAUACUUAUUAAUUUUUUAUACGCGGUCAUAGGCAAUUACAUGGCGCAAGAAGUUAUGGAUCACAAUAAUGAUGUGUUUGUUACUGUAUACAACAUUAAAUGGUACACAGCUUCAUUAAAGAUACAAAAAAUGAUACUGUUUUUAUUGCAAAGAGGUACCAAGGUUUUUAAUCUAAAUAUUGCUGGAUUGUUUGUGGGAUCAUUGGAAGGUGCAGCUACGUUGUUGAGUACCGCAAUAUCAUAUUUUACUGUGCUUUACUCUACACGGAUGUAACACAAGAUGUGUUAAUUAAUAAUCUAGUCGAAUGAUAAUAAUAAAAAUUAUUGUUAGAACUAGU
Messenger RNA from Nylanderia fulva, 682 nucleotides. RefSeq lists its product as uncharacterized. Gene Ontology annotation, cellular component: plasma membrane. Lineage: Eukaryota; Metazoa; Arthropoda; Insecta; Hymenoptera; Formicidae. The record is from RefSeq and is a predicted model, not a curated record. Gene Ontology annotation, biological process: detection of chemical stimulus involved in sensory perception of smell; sensory perception of smell. Gene Ontology annotation, molecular function: olfactory receptor activity; odorant binding.